AGUGUGAAGACGCCUUAAAUUCAUUCUACAAACUCCUGCCCCGUAAAAGCCAUAGGCGUUUCGUAAUUAACUUUAAUUUUCGCGUUGAAUCGUUGAAUUAGCAUUUUAAAAGUAUUCCAAACUUUAAUCACGUUCAUAAAAUAUUGAAAAAACAUCAAAACGAAUAAACAAAUAUGAGCGAUUACAAUACACACGACUUGAAACUUGAGAUCGGAAGCGAUUUACUUCGACGACAAUUUGAUCCCACCGCUCAUGAUCUGGAUGCUAAUUUCCGUUUAACACGCUUUGCUGAUUUGAAAGGGCGAGGAUGCAAAGUUCCUCAAGAUGUUUUGAAUAAAUUGGUCGGAUCACUUCAACAGGAUUACACAUCCCACGAUGAUCAAUUCAUGCACAUGGCCAUACCAAGAAUUGGUAUCGGCCUCGAUUGUUCCGUUACUCCUUUACGACAUGGGGGAUUGUGUCUCGUUCAAACAACCGAUUUUUUCUACCCUAUUGUCGAUGAUCCUUACAUGAUGGGAAAAAUUGCAUGCGCUAACGUCCUCAGUGACCUUUAUGCAAUGGGAGUCAUUGAAUGCGACAAUAUGCUUAUGCUCUUGGCUGUCAGUACAAAAAUGACCGAAAAAGAACGUGAUGUAGUCAUUCCUUUAAUUAUGCGUGGAUUCAAAGAUUCGGCAUUGGAAGCUGGCACGUCUGUAACUGGUGGUCAAAGUGUUGUUAAUCCAUGGUGUACAAUUGGAGGGGUUGCAUCAACAAUUUGCAAUCCAAAUGAUUACAUUGUACCCGAUAAUGCAGUUGUUGGUGACGUGUUGGUUCUUACAAAGCCUCUUGGAACACAAGUCGCUGUUAAUGCCCAUCAAUGGUUGGAACAACCGGAACGUUGGAAUCGAAUUAAGUUGGUUGUUUCUGAAGAAGAUGUUCGCAAAGCAUAUCAUCGUGCCAUGGAUUCAAUGGCUCGUUUAAAUCGAACAGCAUCGCGUUUGAUGCACAAAUACAACGCCCACGGUUCAACUGACAUUACAGGAUUCGGUUUGUUGGGACACGCUCAGACUCUUGCAUCGCAUCAAAAGAAUGAAGUCUCGUUUGUCAUUCACAACUUACCAGUUAUCGCUAAAAUGGCAGCAGUUGCAAAAGCUUGUGGAAAUAUGUUCCAAUUGUUGCAGGGACACUCAGCUGAAACAUCUGGUGGACUUCUCAUUUGUUUACCACGCGAACAAGCUGCUGCCUAUUGCAAAGACAUCGAGAAACAAGAAGGAUAUCAAGCAUGGAUUAUUGGCAUUGUUGAAAAAGGAAAUCGCACAGCACGCAUCAUUGACAAACCUCGCGUCAUUGAAGUUCCAGCAAAAGAAUAAAGCAGCCUCCUCUUCCUCCCUUGUUUAAGAAGUUUAAUUCAUUUGAUUCACAUCUUUGUAGUCUUAGAAUUUAUUUAGUUUCCCAAAAGAUGAUUUACCUUUUUCCCUUUCUCAUCAUUUAUUCAUUUUUUCCCACACUCACAAAUUAUAUUAGAAAUUAAGCGACUUUUUAAUAAUCUUUAAAAUUCUUGCUUCCCUUUGAUAAAAAUUUGAUGACAUUAAAACUAUUGAGCAUUAAUAAAAUAAUUAUUGAAAAUGGUGUAAAAAA
Molecule: messenger RNA, 1617 nt
Organism: Clunio marinus
Lineage: Eukaryota; Metazoa; Arthropoda; Insecta; Diptera; Chironomidae
Source: the annotation of a GenBank genome assembly